Linnemannia hyalina is the source of this 1950-nucleotide messenger RNA. The record is from the annotation of a GenBank genome assembly. NCBI's taxonomy places the organism in Eukaryota, Fungi, Mortierellomycota, Mortierellomycetes, Mortierellales, Mortierellaceae.
AUGGCGACGUGGCUCUCGAACUACCUAGGCAGUCUCGGACUAGGCAUGGACUUUGAGCCCUACAUCACCGGCGUCCUCUACGACCAGAAUCUCUCCGAGGAGGACAAGUCCGCCACCAUCUACGGAUGUCUCGAGGAGAGCUGCGAUCUGAAAAACAUGAACCUCCAGGACGCCGUAGCUGAGCUGUUUGCUCAGUAUUCCCAAGGAGGUCUCUUCUGGUUAGAAGCUCCUCUGUAUGCAUACCCAAGUUCGGCCCUAGACAUCCAAUAUCCAACAACAUCAUCAACAACAACAACAACAGCUGGCAGCUCGCGCCCUAUCGCAAUUGUACGACCUGCCGAAGAUUUCGAGUCAAGCGAGUCAUCUGCCAGCACAACCGGUGGUCAAGCGAGCCAAGUGGGACCAGAGGGCUGGGCAAGAAUCGACGACGACGAGGAUUCAUCGGCACAGGGACCCAUUACAGUCAGCGGCCAGUUCAAUGGCGCUCCUCGGGAUGCCCUCGACCCAUUCGACGACGACGAGUUCAACCCAUUUGCACCGCCCAGCGCUUCAGAUGCAGAGGUUAUCAACGAAGCACGCAAUAUCUCUUAUCCCCCGCCCAUUUUUUAUUCCACCGAGGAAGACCCUACCGACGACGAGACUGCGUCUCAACUGGACCUGGACCAGGACAUGUCGCCGCUGGAGAUGCUUCAGCUCAUUAUCGGAGACCUCAGUCCUGAGAAGAUCGAGAUGGCGUUCUCGAAGUCAGCAUACGACUUUGAAAACACUUUGGAGUUGCUAAUGGCCGAAAAGACCAAACAACCUGCACCUCCCGUGCCUGUACCUAUGGGCGACGUCCGUUCGACUCUGACCUGCCGGCAUUUCUUGCAAGGAAACUGCUUCCGACGAGACUGCUGGUUCAGCCAUGACCUCGACUCGAUGAUCUGCAAGUUCUGGCUGAAGGGUCAGUGCCUGAAAGGCGACACUUGCGAGUUCAACCACCAUCUGGAGACAAGCAGAAGCUUUGAUUCCCCUGCACCGGUGCCAAAGCAACUGCCACCUGUGAUGGACGACUUUGAUUUCCCAUCGUUGGCUGCCAGCACCUCGACCAAGAGCAAAGCUUCAGCUUGGGGUCGCAAAUCAAACGGAUCAAAGGUCUCGCAGAAAUCCUCCAAAGCCAGCAAGGACACCAAUAACAAGGCCAAGAAUGGCACGAAUGGCGCACUCGGCGACAAGGACACUGUCGACGAAUUGGCGACGGCUCUAGACGAUAAGAUCAAAGUGACAUCCCCUCCGCUUUUGUCCAAACCCUUGAUCUCUUAUUCCGCUACAGCCGCCGCGGCAGCAUCGAGACCGCUUACGCCCAUGCAUAAGUCUGCUACCCAGAGCAGGAGCGUAGGGGAAGAACGCAGGUCAUUCGCUCUGCUGAAGGCGCCUGACACUCUCCCGUGGCUCGAGUCUGGAUCACCCCUUCAGGAGACGUACCUCAAGGCGCGCGCUCAGGCGAUCGAGUAUGCAAAGGCCCGUAACAACUGCUUCGAGAUGGCCAAGGCGGCGUAUAAUCGAAACGACGGCAAGGGAGCGGCCAAGUAUUCGACCCAGGGACGUGAUUACAACGACCUGAUGAUGGCGACACACCGGGAGGCCAGUCGCGAGAUUUUCGAAUCCAGGAACGGAGGCGUGGUCAAGAGCGUCACCCAGGGCGAGACAUGGAUCGAUCUCCAUGGACUGCAUGUGGAUGAGUCAUUGGUCUUUUUGGAUGAGUUUAUGGAGAAGUUGGAGAAGGAGGUUUACACGGGCACGGUGUACAUUGUCACAGGUACUGGCAAUCAUUCUGCCAACCUGCGCGCCAAGCUCAAACCGGCCAUUAUCGACUGGCUAGAGAGUUGGGGAUAUAACUGGAGGGAGAUGACGAUGGAUAAAGUCCACGGCGGUCUCUUGGCUGUCCAGGUCAUCAAAGGGAAGGCAUAA